This is a messenger RNA of Danio aesculapii, 1377 nucleotides long. RefSeq names its product calcium binding protein 2b (gene cabp2b). NCBI's taxonomy places the organism in Eukaryota, Metazoa, Chordata, Actinopteri, Cypriniformes, Danionidae. Bases 363 to 1142 code for a protein of 259 amino acids. The transcript is spliced from 7 exons. Gene Ontology annotation, molecular function: calcium ion binding. The record is from RefSeq and is a predicted model, not a curated record.
AGAAGCAGCACAAACUGAGGACUUCGACAGACCAGCAAUGACCAAGAGACACUUAUCAGAUGUGUUUUACUCCUGAUACAUCCUUGUGAGAGGCUUAACAAAAGAAAAAUUAACGAAAGAAAGAUGUGUAAAACAGAAACGGCUUCAACGUGAUUUGGAGGACAAUGAGCACAUGCACCUUAUAAUUCAGCUUGAGUGACUGAAUGCAUGAGGGGAAUUUAAUGAGAGAGUAAUAAAGCAAUUGCAGAGGGAAACUUCAGAAAGGCACAGGUACAGGGAGGGGUGAAGCAGGUGUAGUCUUACGGAGAGAAAGAGAGAGAGAAAGAAGAGGCAGAGAGAGGCGCGGGUUCACUGUCGCCGAGAUGUUCAUGAUUAUUCGAGAAGGAUCAGCCCCAGGAGCAGGAGGCACCGGCGGCAUGAGCGCUCCACCCGAAAGAACCGCCAAACAGGUUCAGGCCGCGAUCAAGAAGAAGGUGGAGAAACAGAGGAGGCAAAGUGAAACGGGUUUGUCGGAGGCAUUUAACAGCAAUACAAGAGCAAAAAUGGCACAGAAAAAAAGUCAGCCUGUCCAGCCUCCCCGCCGAGCUGGAGAGGAGGAGGAAGAAGAGGAGCCUGUGGAGGCUGAAGAAACUGAGGAGCCCAAGGAGAAGGAGGAUUCUGACCUCGGACCCAUUGUGGAGUCUGUUUUUGGCCAGGACAGGGAGCUGCGGCCGGAAGAGAUUGAAGAGCUGAGGGAAGCUUUUAAAGAGUUCGACAGGAAUAAAGGAUACAUCAACUGCAGAGACCUGGGCGAAUGCAUGCGGACCAUGGGUUACAUGCCCACAGAGAUGGAGCUGAUCGAGCUGAGCCAAACCAUCACUGGAGGUAAAAUUGACUUCGAGGACUUCGUAGAGCUCAUGGGCCCCAAAAUGCUGGCAGAGACGGCGGACAUGAUCGGAGUCAAAGAGCUGAGAGACGCUUUCAAAGAGUUUGACUCUAAUGGAGACGGUCAGAUCAGCGUGACGGAGCUCAGAGAAGCCAUGAAGAAGCUGAUGGGAGAACAGCUGAACUCCAGAGACAUCGAUGAUAUACUGCGAGAUGCAGACCUCAACGGAGACGGACUGGUGGAUUUCGAAGAAUUUGUGAGGAUGAUGUCACGCUGAUGUCAUCAUGGCGCAGCUAUUUGAACGUUUUGCAUGGGAACGCUGUUUGUAAAAAGAAAUAUGGAUUUUAUAUAUUAAGAAUUAUUUACCACUUAUUUAAAUCGUGUAUUGUCAUUGUCCUGUUGAAUUGGUAUUUUCAGAGAUAUUUCGCAUAAUGAGUGUAUUGAAUUUGUAUAGUGUGCUUCUUUUUAAAAAAACUAAAUUAAAUCAAUUGAUUACAGUUGUUUGAUUAUUA